Molecule: messenger RNA, 500 nt
Organism: Paramecium octaurelia
Lineage: Eukaryota; Ciliophora; Oligohymenophorea; Peniculida; Parameciidae
Source: the annotation of a GenBank genome assembly
AUGUUUAUUGAGUUAAAAUUGAAGUCUGAAAGUAAGCUUAGGUUUUUUGGUUUUUAUUUAUAUUAGUUGAUGUUAAUAUUAACUUUAUAAUUUGUCAUCUUUCUUUGCUAUUGUUUUAAUGAAGAAGUCUAAGUAAUAAGUUGAAAUAAUCAUAAAAGAGUACCCUAACGAAUCCAAUAGAGGAGUACCAUUUAAUAGAAUGUGAAGUGGAUGAUUAGUGCAAUCGAUGCACUUAUGCCUAGAUGAAUGAAAUAAAGCAAUGUCAAGUGAGCAGGCAGAUUCAAAAGAUGAUUUGCUAUUAUUAGUUGGGAGAAGACGAAUAAAUUAGAUAUCCCUAGAUAGAUCAUAAGGCUUGCAAUUUGCAUAAGAUUGGAAUAUUUUCAGGUGAGUUUCUAAUAGUUGCAAUUAUCUUUGCAGUAACCUUGUUUUCCUGGUAUGUUGUAAGUAAAGAAAAAGAUGAAACGGAGAAAUAGCUGCUUUAUAAAAUUUUAAGGAGCUGA